UCCAGAGUGGAGUCCCUAAGGCAGCUGGACAUAAUUGAACAUCCUUCCAGCAGAUCCGACAACCAAGCUGGUGCCAAACAAGCUUCAUAAGCUUUCCUUUCGACCACACUCCUGAGGGUGAGAGGGGGAUUUUGACGACUGGGCAUCUCAGGAUCUCCAUACCUUCUGCCCAGGAUUGUUAUGACGAUCAUCAUCACCCAUUGUCCUUCGAGACAGAUGGAUGCCAACACCAAUCGAUGGGGUGAAUGCAAGCAGGCUUUUUCCACUGAGGUUGGAGCAACCGAAACGGAAUAUCAGGUGUUUCUCCUCCGACUUGAGUGUGUCCUCAUCGUAGCAGUAGAGGAAACCCUGGACCGACAUAUCAGAAUGGGAAUGGGAAGAGGAAUUGAAAUGGGUGUCCAGCGGGAAAUCCCUCCCUUCGUGUCGGAUGGUGAUGUUAAACCUGAUUCUGUUCCAGGUGAGUUGGAGCAUUUUCCUGCAGUACCGGUUACCAACAGCAGGUGGCGACCCUCGCCGUGAACUGAUGUUAUGGCCGCUCGCUGCCUCCAUCGUCUGGUUGAAAGCGGUACUGCCAUGAACAGAACUUCCAAACAUUCAUCAGGUGGAUUGGCGUGCUCCUGAAUUCAGAGCGUUAACGACGGAUGACUGAGGUUGAGGGUCACGGAGUGGUGUACACCUUUCUCCUCUCACCCCUCCUCGAUGUAAUUCUCAACUUCAUUGCUUUCCCCCCACUCACUCUCGAGCCCUGUGAACCGAAAGGCCCCCCACCAGGGAGUGAGGGGUCAAAGGUCUUCACACACUGUUCCCCCGUGUGUGUUUCUUUCUGCCCCUCCUUCACGCGGUGUUCCAGAGUCUCGUUCACUCCAUCCGUCACUCAGCCUCACUCACAUGAUCAUUUGGGAUACGAGUCACCUGAGCAAGGGUUGAGUGAGACACUUGGGUGGGAAGGAGAGGCCAAUGCAGGGGUCACAGGGAGCUACCACGUAGCGAAGGGAGUGGUGGGCAAGUGUUGGAGGCAUGAGAUAUGAGAAAGGGCGCACAGAAGGUAAGGGGCAGGGGAAAUCCUGGAGGAGAGGACGUGAGGGAUUUUUAUUUUAUUUAUUUAUUAGGAAAACACAGAAUAGGCCCUUCUGGCCCUUUGCACUAUGCCACCCAAUUUAAUGCUAGUCAAAUGAUGGGACAAUUUACAAUGACCUCUUACCUUGCCAACUGGUAUGUCUUUGGUCAGUAGGAGGAAACCUGAGGUCUUAUCGGGGAGAAGGCAGAAGAUUGGAGCUGAGAAGGAAAAUGGAUCAGCCAUGAUUAAAUGUCAGAGCAGACUUGAUGGGCCAAAUGGCCUAAUUCUGCUCCUAUAUCUAAUAGUCUUGUGGUCACUCGGUGAAAACGGACACAGUCAUGGAGAGAAGAUACAAACUUCUCACAGGCAGCAGCAGGAAUUGAACCUGGGCCGCUGGUAGUGUAGAGUAUUGUACCAACCAGUACGCUACCAUGGCACCCUGGAGCAAGGUUGAGGGAGGAUCAGGUGAGUCUGGGUGUAAGUGAAGACAAGGCUUGGAUAAAGGUAAAUGCCUGAGUUUGCAUGGUGUGUGUGUGUGUAUCAGAGACAGAGAGAGAAGUUCUGAGACUUCUCAGCUUUCCAGAUAGAUAUAGAUUCAGCACUGGUCCAUUUAUUACAUAAUUAUUUUAAAACUAAUUGAACGAUGCUCACUGGGACAAAGUACUUCUGCACUGACAUGUUAACCACUUUCCCAGUCACACUUAUUGUGAGGUGGUUAAGUGUGCUCCCUUCUCUCGUCAAACUAUCUGCAUUUGUCAAAACAAUCAGGAACACAUUUUACAAACUCUGCCCUGUCAAAUCCCUCAGCACAAUGAUAUCCCAGUCAAUACUAACAUUGUUGAAAUCACCUCUUGUUGCAAUUUUAAUAUUCCAACCAGGAUCUGCAAUCUCCCUACAUUUGGACUCUCAUAAUUCCCACUGACUGUUGAGUUCCUAUUAUUAAACUCCAACAAAGUGAUUAAUGUUUUCUGUGCCUCAGCCUAGGGGUGUCUGUGUGUGUCUGAGAGUGUGGUGUGGCGAGCAGCCAGUGUUUAGUGUGGCUUUGGCUCAUCAGGCUUGGGCGAGGUUUAGUAAUUGGUAGGUUUCUCUCAUUUUGUUCUCAUUUGUUCAUCCUUUUUUGUUAGGGAUUAGUGGAGUUGUUUGGAUGGCUCCAGGGGCAGUGUUUGGAAGCCGUACAACAGUCCCUUCGGACCAUUGACCAUCAUGCACCCAAACCUACGUUAAUCCCAUUUUAUUCUUCCCACAUUCCCUUUGCCCCCAGAUUCUACUUUUCACCUGCACCUGCAGCACUUUAGAAUUAACUGCCUGUCUUUGGGAUCUGGGAGGAAAAUGGAGCACCUUGAGGAAAGCCACAGGGAGAACUUGCAGAGUCCACACAGACAGUGCCAGAGGUCAGGAUCGAACCUGGAGCUGUGAGUCAGCUGUUCUACCCGCUGUGCCAGUGAACUGCCCAGCUCCAGGCUCCCCCCUUUACCCCCCUCUAUCAGUUCCCUCAGCGCUGAUGCCUGUGGCCUGCUUUCUCCGCAGAGACUGGUGCAGCUCUCGGCAGCUGUGGUGGGGACAUCAGACGCUGGCGUAUUUUGUGACCGUCAAUGAUCCCGCAGUCCCUGCUGGAGAGGACGCCGAUGGCCACUACUGGGUGAGCGGCCGCACUGCGGAGAUUGCCAGGCAGAAGGCAGCCAGGAGGUUCAACGUCUCUCCUGAGCUGAUCUCACUCCGACAGGAUGAGGACGUGUUGGACACCUGGUUCUCCUCUGGCCUCUUCCCCUUCUCCAUCUUCGGUUGGCCGGAUGAGACGGAGGACUUGAAAGUCUUCUACCCAGGCACGCUGCUCAAGACGGGUCACGACAUCCUCUUCUUCUGGGUAGCCCGGAUGGUGAUGUUGGGACUGAAGCUGACCGGGAAGCUUCCAUUCAAAGAGGUCUACCUCCAUGCCAUCGUCCGCGAUGCCCACGGUCGAACGAUGAGCAAGUCCCUGGGCAACGUCAUCGAUCCCCUGGAUGUGAUCACGGGCAUCUCGCUGGAGAAAUCAGAUUAUCCGGAUGGGAUUCCGGAAUGUGGGAUGGACGCCUUGAGAUUCGCUCUGUGUGCCUACACGUCUCAAGGCCGGGACAUCAACCUGGACGUUAACCGUGUCCUCGGCUACCGGCACUUCUGUAACAAGUUGUGGAACGCCACCAAGUUUGCCAUCCGUGGGCUCGGACAGGACUUCGCUCCAGAGGCCUCUGCCCAGCGCUCGUCACAGGAGAGUCUGAUGGACCGCUGGAUCCUGAGCCGCCUCAGCCACGCGGUGGAGACCUGCGACCGCAGCUUCAAGCAGUACGACUUCCCGGAGGUCACCACUGCCAUCUACAACUUCUGGCUGUAUGAGCUGUCUAAUGUCUACCUGGAAUGUUUGAAGCCUGUGCUCGCGGGCACGGACGAGAAUGCUGCCCGUGUCGCCAGGAAUAUACUGUACACCUGCCUGGACGUGGCCCUCGGCCUUCUGAGCCCCUUCAUGCCUUUCAUCACCGAGGAGUUGUACCAAAGGUUGCCAAGGCGACGUGCUCAGGACCCGCCGAGUAUCACCGUGACCUCGUACCCCGAGUGUGAUGAGUACAACUGGAGGGACGAGGAACUCGACCGGAACAUGGAGUUUGUCCUGUCCAUCAUCCACACCGUCCGGUCCCUGCGAGCCGACUACAACCUCACCAAGACCAAGGCUGACUGUUACUUGAAGUGCUUGGACCAAAGUACAGCUGACCUGGUGGGUCUGUUCACCCCCUACAUCGAGACGUUGUCCUCCUGCAAGACGGUGACCGUGCUGGUGGACAAGGACUGUCCAGCUGGCUGUGCCGUCGCCAUCGCCUCGGACCGCUGCUCUGUCCACCUGAUGCUGAAGGGACUAAUUGAUGCAGAAAAGGAGGUCACAAAACUCAAGACCAAGCAGGGAGAGGUUCAGAAGCAGAUUGCGAAACUCAGGGAGAAAAUGUCCAAAGCUGACUACAGCACCAAAGUGCCUCAGAAAAUCCGGGACAUGGAGGUGGAGAAGUUGAAGCAAAGUGAAACUGAACUGCAGAAGGUGGAAGAGGCCAUGAGGAACUUUGAGAAGAUGAUCUGACCUGUUGAGUGCAGCAGGGAGUGUGCCGGGAUUUUAACCGCUCUCCUGUGACGCACGUGCCUGAAGGAUGGUGUGGCCCUUCUUGGCACCAGACCUGUCUUUCCGGGGACAAACCCAGCUCUGGUGUGGACGGGUUGGUGAUGGGUGACAUGAAGUGCCUGCUGUCUCAUUCCUUUCCAUUCAGUCCCAUCUGUGUGCCAAGCCUCACCGUUCCCUGAUCUAUGGGUGACAGAGGUUGGUCAAUUUCCACCUCCGCCUCAGAGGGAAUUACCUGCACUCACUCUUUCCCACUCUCCCUCUCCCAGUGGCAUGCUUUCUCUCUCUCUCUGUAACCCAACUCUUCCCAUUUUUCUCUCUCUCCCUCUUUCCUCUUUCUGAUUUCUCCCUUCAAUCUUUUACCUUCACUUCCAUGUUGUUUUUCCUCAGUGCCUCUGUUUUGCUGUUUCACUUUCCAUCUCGUUCAUUUCUCCAAGUUGUUGUUUCUUUCCCUGCCUUUUCCUCCCUCUCGUAAUUCUCCAUCCCCUAUCCCCUUUCCAUCUCCUCAUUUACUGAGGCCAUGCAGCCCUGCAGACAGACCUCGUGUCUGUCUCCUAACCAGUCCACCAGAAACUGUCGGCAAACUUGUUCCCUCCUUUUCUCCCUCUCACUCUCACCUGGAGAUGGUCUCCAGGUUUUAGGUUUCUGGGCUUCACCUGAAUGAUCUGCUGCAGAGAUUUAUUGUGACAAAGUGGUCAGGCUGUGCUCGUUUGGAAGAAGGGUGAGAAGGGAAGCAACAAGCUUCAGUAGCUAAUGGAUGUGGGGAAGAGGGAGUUUCAGGGAGUUGCAAUGUGAGGUUGUGGGAGGAGGAACUGAUCAGCUGCCAAUCUUUGUUCUAGUUGCCGGGUGGGGUCGGGUGUAAACCCGGGACUGGAGCCCUGAUGCAGCAUCUUCACCCGCUGUGCCCCUGAACCACCAGGGAUUUUUCAGAGGGGUGGGCUUGGAUUUCAGCCACCCACCCCCUCCAGAAUAUCCAGAUGAUGGCUUGUGGCCCAAGGCUGUGAACAUCCCCCAGCCGCCAUCUGUUCCCCUGGGAGUUUACAGGAAAUCCUGUGCAGGUUCUCUCACCUCGCACUGACAAGCUGGAAUCCACUUCCAGUACCGGCAUUAAGUCCAGGUUUUGGGAUCUCCAACGCUGUGGAGUUGGGAAAGGAUUUGUGUUCUGCUGCAUGUCACAAGGCAGUGCCAACAAGGAACAAAAACUGAAUAUUUAAUGAAGGACUCCCUCACAUCGAUCUGUCUUGGCAUCAUAAAGUGACUGCCCAGUAGUGCAGUCAGUUCCAGCCACGUCAGUCUGUGACAAUCUCCACGUUGUUCUGGUCGUUUGGGAAAUUGAUUCCAUCUUGACUCCCCCACCGCCAACCCCCGAUCCUUUUUCUCCCCACCUGCCGUCCUGUUUACUUGCUCCCUCCCAUCAUUGAUUCACCCUUCUCCCAUUGUGCACUGGCACACACUGACCAUUUCCCCACCCCAGCCCUCUCCUCCAUCUCCCAAUUUAGAGCUGGCAUGAGUUCAAAUAAAAAAACUAUUGUUUUGUUGCAAGAAUGUUGGCUUGUUUGGAGUCUUCAAUUUGUGACCAAGUGAUACUAUAAACUUUAGGCUCUUGAAAUGGUUCUGCUGAUGUGAAUUAUUAUUUUAAUUUGCAGAGUUAUUAACUGAGAACAUUUGUUACAAAAGUGGGUUUGACCAGAUGAUCACAAACGAGAGAAUCUGCAGAUGCUGGAAAUCCAAGCAACACACACAAAAUGCUAUAGGAGGUAGGCAGACCAGGCAGCAUCUGUGGAAAAAAGUACAGUCACCGUUUUGAGUGCAGUCCUGUCGAAGGGUCUCGGCUCGAAAUGUGGACUACUUUUUUCCAUGGAUGUUGCCUUGCCUGCUGAGUUCCUCCAGCAUUUUGUGUGCGUUGCUUGACCAGAUGAUGUUGAUAAUGCUGACCUCUGCCAGUUCGACAGUUUGAAUCACUUUGCCUCAAGAAAUAACAAGUGGUUAAAAUACAAUUUGUAAUUGAAAGUAACUGAAAUAAAAAUAA
This is a messenger RNA of Mobula hypostoma (lesser devil ray), 6222 nucleotides long. Its product is annotated as valine--tRNA ligase-like. Gene Ontology annotation, cellular component: cytosol. The transcript has 14 exons. The coding region runs from base 2559 to 4157 and encodes 532 amino acids. Gene Ontology annotation, molecular function: valine-tRNA ligase activity; ATP binding. The record is from RefSeq and is a predicted model, not a curated record. Gene Ontology annotation, biological process: valyl-tRNA aminoacylation. NCBI's taxonomy places the organism in Eukaryota, Metazoa, Chordata, Chondrichthyes, Myliobatiformes, Myliobatidae.